Messenger RNA from Trichomycterus rosablanca, 2880 nucleotides. It is a transcript of the gene lrrtm1, whose product is annotated as leucine rich repeat transmembrane neuronal 1. The record is from RefSeq and is a predicted model, not a curated record. Lineage: Eukaryota; Metazoa; Chordata; Actinopteri; Siluriformes; Trichomycteridae. Gene Ontology annotation, cellular component: extracellular matrix. The transcript has a single exon. Gene Ontology annotation, molecular function: protein binding. Bases 468 to 2042 code for a protein of 524 amino acids.
CACGCGAGGAGAACUAAGACAUUGUAAGUCUGCCAGAUUCGGGUGGCUUCUGAAAAAAAAAGGAGGGGGGGUUGAAUUUGUACCACAGUGGGAUCUUUUUUAUAGUCGCACAUAAUUAGUGCGGUCACAAAGGGAGCAGUUGAAUAGAGGUUGUCAGCCUCUGGAAAAGGGGUGAGUAGGAAUCCUUUUUUUUUUUUAUGUAUUUUUUUAGGGGGGGAUGCUUUUCUCCCCUCGCCCAUCUUUUUUACCACCCCCCAGUAUAACAUGAUCGGAGUCCCCAUAUUAAGUCUUUUCUGUUUGGCCAGAUUUGCUUUUUAUUCAUGUAACAAGUCCCCAUCAGCCAAACAGCAUCAAAAAUGAUCCCCUGAGUAUUUUUGUAAAGUGGAAAAUGAUUCAUCUUGCCGUUUAAAAUGAGUCGAAUUUAAAAGAUUCAAUGAACUUCUUCUCCGCGACACUGCAGGAUAUUCAUGCUGAUGGAUUUCCUCCUAAUAGGUCUGUAUUUAAAGUGGACACUAAGAAAGCCCCCUGGGUGGAUACUGUGCUCUCUGGGCAUCUUUCUGAAAAUGGUCCUCCUGGUGGGGGGGAGUUGUCCGAGGUUGUGCCGCUGCGACAGCAAGCUGCUGUACUGCGAGGGGCUGAACUUGACUGACAUCCCCCACAACUUGAGCAGCGCUACAGGCUUGUCUCUGCGGGAGAACAACAUCUCGGAACUGCGCGAGGGGCACUUCGUCGGCCUGUCGCAGCUCACCUGGCUCUACUUGGAUCAUAACAACAUCGAAUUCGUGGAGGAGAGCGCCUUCGAGAGGCUGAGGAGGAUUAAGGAGUUAGACCUUAGCACCAAUCGGAUAGAGAGCCUGUCCAAUGGGACCUUUAGACCCCUGCCCAAUUUGCGCAUCUUGGAUUUAUCCUACAAUAGGCUGCAGUCCCUGGAGCCAGACCUUUUCCACGGACUUAGGAAGCUUACUAAUUUGCAUUUGCGCUACAACGCCCUGAAAUUUGUUCCUGUGCGGAUCUUCCAGGACUGCAGGAGUAUGCAGUUUCUGGACUUGGGUCACAACCAGCUGCAGAGCCUGGCUCGAAACUCUUUUGCUGGGCUCUUUAAGCUGACCGAGCUACAUCUGGAGCACAACGAGUUGGUGAAAAUAAACCUGGCCCACUUCCCUCGUCUCAUCUCCCUGCGCACUCUCUACAUGCGGAACAACAAGGCCACUAUUGUGGUCAGCACCCUAGACUGGACCUGGCACUUCCUGGAAAAGAUUGAUUUCUCUAACAAUGAGAUAGAAUACAUUGAGCCGCAUGUUUUUGAAAGUGUACCCAACCUCAAAGAGCUCAUGUUGGACUUUAACAAGCUGACAAAUGUGGACCAGCGCAUUUUGGGUUCUUGGACAUCUCUGGGCAGCAUCACCCUGUCCGAAAAUCCGUGGGAAUGUAGCCGCAACGUCUGCGCCUUGGCCUCCUGGCUGAGCGGCUUCCAGGGCCAACGCGACACCGGCUUGUUGUGCUUCACCCCGGACAUGGCCCAAGGCGAGGACAUCCUGGAUGCCGUCUAUGCCUUUCAGCUGUGCGUGGACGGUCCUGAGGGCACGACGCAGACCUACACAGCGACAAGAGACCUGGCCCGAGGCUCUAUUUUCAAAGGCCCUACGAGAGGCCCGUACGACUUGCAGGACAUAGAAGGUGGAGAGGUGGUUACCAACUCCUUCACAGUCACUGUGGCCAACGAUGAUCUGGAGAACACCAUGCAGAUUCAAAAAGUAGUGACAGGAACCAUGGCACUUAUCUUUUCAUUCCUGAUUGUGGUGCUCACUCUGUACGUGUCUUGGAAGUGUUUUCCGGCCGGCUUGAGACAGCUGAGACAGUGCUUUAGCAACCAGCGUCGCAAGCAAAAACAGAAGCAGAACAUGCAGCAGAUGGCCACCAUGUCCACGACAGAGUACUACGUCGACUAUAAGCCCAACAACAUUGAAGGAGGCCUUGUGAUCAUCAACGAAUACGGCUCCUGCACGUGCCAGCAACAGGCCUCUAGAGAGUGCGAGGUUUGAUUGGUGGCUAUUGCCUUUGAUCCAAUUCAUACAGGACAGGUUUUUUCCGCUCUACCACACUGUGCUGCUUUUGCGAAAAGGCUGGUUAGUACAAAACAGGACUAAGGACUAAAAAGGAAUUACUGCAAGGCUCCAUGGCUUUCCAUUUUUGGGACUGGUUAAUAAGGUACCGCAGAGGCAGGAACAUUUUUGAGGAAUACAGGGACUAAUCAAUGUCACAUGGUGACACGUGGAUACUUGAGCUUUAAUGUGUCUUUCUACCACAGGAGAUUUCAAUCUACCGAGGACAUCACUGAUAUGAUUUCUUUUUGUUUGUUUCCCAUCGUGGUAACAAUUUAAAUGAGAAGAAAAAUGAAGUGUGUGUAAAAUAUGUCAAAAUGCAAACAUGGGAAUAAAAAAAAAGAUGCUAUUCUAUUUCUUUUUGUAAACUAUGGAAAAUAAGAAAUGUUUAAAUAAACAAAUUGCAAUUCACAGUAGUCAGGUCUGGACAUGAGUUCAAGUGUGUAGGUGGAGACUGUGAAGUCAGAUUGGCUGUGCUGUGUCUGCAAAGGUUAUAUAUAUAUAAACAAAAGACGAAGGAGGGGGGGGGUGUCGUGGCAUUUAGAAUAUUGAGCCUCGAUGUGAGAUUCAGAUUCUUUGCUUUUAUUUCUUUGGCAUCUCACGACACGUGAGGAAUGAUCACUGUGCAAACUUGAUGUUACUCUUGUGGUUGCUUAUUUUCCCCUCCUCCACCUGAUUAAUGUUGUUCAGGAAACAACCGGCAACGGGCAAAAAAAGAGGUAUGAUGCAUUUCAUCUUGCCUGUGUGCUGUCUACAGAAUGAAAUUAAAGAAAAGAAU